AUGGAUAAACAUUCGCGUAAGUCAGUAAAAAGCACGUCUGAAAGUUAUUCAAAGAAACAUGUUCAUCAUAAUCAUAUAGAAGAUAAUCAAACUAGUAAAAGUAGCAGUGGUUCUUCAAGUAGUGACGAAAACAACAGCGAUGACGAUGAACAGCAAAACAACGAUACAGAAAGUUCCGAAGAGGAUGAAGAAGAAGAAGUAGGAGAAGAAGAGGAGUCUAUCGGUAGUGAAAGUUCCGAUGAUGACACCGAACAAGAAGAGGAUGCCAAAUCAGAAUGCGAGAAUGAAGUUGAUGAUAUGAAUGAAACCGAAAGCACUACAUCAAGUGAAAAUGAAGAUGACAAUAAAUUAAAUGACCAUUUUUUUCCUUGGUUUAUCAUUGUUAAUGGUAAUGAUACUUACCAGAACGAGCAUAAUGAGGAAGAUGCAAAUGAUUUUGAAAAACAUGUUAAGAAUUUAUUAGUUGAAGUAGCUCGUGUGAUGAAAGAUACAGCGAUUUCAUUUGGGCUAUUAUUUGUUGGCUCACAAACAAGUAUCGAUGAUCAAAAAUUAUUAGUCGACGAUUUGAAAAUUGUCAAAGAUAAUGGUAAAGAUAAUGAAAUAAUUAAACAAAUGACAAAAAUUUUAGCUGACAAAAUCAAAACCUUUAGAAUGAAAAAAUGA
Messenger RNA from Didymodactylos carnosus, 663 nucleotides. NCBI's taxonomy places the organism in Eukaryota, Metazoa, Rotifera, Eurotatoria, Philodinida, Philodinidae. The record is from the annotation of a GenBank genome assembly.